AUGUUUUAUGAGCGCGGUGGUUGGAGGUUUGGCCGCCGGGCUGCCGGGGGGCCGCCGGGCCAGGGAGGAGGCUGGAGGGGUGAGGAGAGGGGAGGGUGUGUGGCGGCGGUGGUUUACAUUAGAGGGGAAGGUAAAUAGCAGCUGCUGUUUUAAAAGCCUGGGAAAACCACGCCCACAGAGAGAGCUGGAUCGGGCUCCCUUAUCGGAAUGUGAGCCAGAGCAGAGAUAUUUCUGAGCCCGGAGAGCUCACACGAUCAGACCGAUGCCUCCUCCUCCUUGUCCUCCUUCUCCCUCACAUCGACCUCCUCCCGGUCUGGUCUCUCCCCUCCAACUCCCCACCUCCCCUUCAAGUUUUUUUUUUCCUUUUUAAAUUUCAGGUCAUAAUUUUAUUUGCUUAUCUUUAUUACAGCUAAAGGGACGCAUGAACAGACUAGUAGUAAAGAUAGAAAUAAACAGGGGCCAUAAUUGCGUCUCAGAAGUUUAUUGUGGGCAGCGUCUCUUUUCCUUCAGGUUGUACGACUUUACGCACAAACAGGCACUUCGGUCAAUCUGUACCUACUUUUAAACGAGUGGGUAAAGUUUGAGGUGUCACUGAUCGUGUUUUCCAGUUACUCAAAUUAUGAAUAUUAAGUGAUUUAACCACUGAGAACUCCUAUACUAUACUGAAUGCGAAGGAGUAACAUUAAAGAAAGAUUACUUUUACUUCCAUAUCGCAGAACAACUAUGCGCGACUUCGGUUAUACAAAACACACACAUGACAGAAGCAAUCCGCAAACGAAACAAAAUGUAUUUAUAAAGGUAACCCUCCUUUGUUUUUCUCCUUGAAGGCUACGGAGCCCCUGCAUGGGCUCUCCGCUGGGCGCGCACACCUCCAGCUGCUGCAAAGACCGCGACACGUGGCGCGCAGGCGACCAGAGGAAGGCGCUCCUCUCGCCGGCUUGCCGCCUGGAUCUGUGGGGCGUCGCCGGCGGCUGGCCGCAAGAUCGUGAAUUUGAUAGGCACCGCGGAGCUGCAGCGCGGGGGAUCCGGAUCCUCAGCUGAGCACGGGAGAGGCACAGAAAGGGGUUUAGUUUCUCUCCAAGUCUACACUUGA
This is a messenger RNA of Xyrichtys novacula (pearly razorfish), 1093 nucleotides long. Lineage: Eukaryota; Metazoa; Chordata; Actinopteri; Labriformes; Labridae. The record is from the annotation of a GenBank genome assembly.